Molecule: messenger RNA, 1270 nt
Organism: Neltuma alba
Lineage: Eukaryota; Viridiplantae; Streptophyta; Magnoliopsida; Fabales; Fabaceae
Product: binding partner of ACD11 1-like
Exons: 6
Coding region: 1-1038 (345 amino acids)
Molecular function (GO): RNA binding
Source: RefSeq, a predicted model, not a curated record
AUGGAAACAAAGCCCUUUUACAGAGCAGCGUUGCUGUAUGCGUUUUGUCAGCAGAGGGGUGGCCUACCAUCGGCGGGAAGAGCGAAGAGGUCAGGGCCGUUGGAUUGGACCGCCAUCGUACGGUGUCGCUGUUUCAGAAUCCUUGGGGCCAAUGCCUGUGUGGAGCAUACCGAUCAACAAGCAUCUAACUGGACGAUCCAUGUUUCAGAUGUAAGAACAGUCAAGGUUAGUAACAUAUCACUGGCAACUUCUGUGAAGGAUAUAAGAGAUUUCUUUUCAUUUUCGGGCGACAUUCAAUAUAUUGAGAUGAUAAGGGAAAGUGAGAUCACUCAAGUUUCAUAUGUUACCUUUAAGGAAUCAAAGGGAGCAGACACAGCAGUACUGUUGACGGGAGCCAACAUAGGUGAUCACUGUGUCAACAUCACACCCGUUGAGAACUACCUGCUGCCUCCUGAAGCCCUUCCUUCAGGACCAGAGAAAAAGCCAACUCCUGCGGCAGUUAAGAAGGCAGAAGAUGUGGUAAGUACCAUGCUCGCGAAGGGUUUCAUUCUAGGAAAGGAUGCAAUCAACAGGGCAAAAUCCUUUGAUGAACGUCAUCGUUUGACGUCAAAUGCUUCCGCCACGGUAGCUUCCAUUGAUCAUAAAAUGGGUUUAAGUGAUAAACUAAGCAUUGGAACAGCCAUACUGAAUGAGAUAGUCAAAGAGAUGAAUGACAAACUUCUAGUCACCGAAAUGACCAAGUCUGCUCUCGCUGCUGCUGAGCAGAAAAUGAGUAGCGCUCGAUCCGCUAUCAUGAGCAAUCCUUACUUGUUAACCGGUGCUUCAUGGCUGUCAAGUGCCUAUACCAUAGUUGCUAAUGCAGUUGGAAAUGUCAGCAUGAUGACCAAGGAGAAGGUUGAACAGGCUGAGAUGGAAAAAGAGAUCAUUUUCAAGGAAAAUGCAGGGUUCCUUGAUAAGUUUGGGAGGAUGCACUUUGAUGGAACUUCAGCUGCGGGCCUUCCUUUGUUUUCUGUCCAUUCAGGCAAUGUCCAUAUGUGAUUGCAACUCACUCACAAUGAUCCCUCACGGAACAUAUCCUUGUCACCAAUGCGGUUAGAUUGAUUAUUAAUCUUUAUUAGUUACAGCCAAAGUUGAUGCGACUUUGUUGAGCCGACGAAUCUGUCAAUGUUGAAUCUAAUAAUGAUGUAAAAUUGUCUGACAGACUUAAUCAAUUCUUAAGUAUACAUCAGCAAUUUACGGAAAAGAUUCAUUAUUAUUUGUCGACAUUUUA